AACAGACCUCAGUGCAGGGUGAAGUAUAUAAGUGUAGCUACGCCGUGAAGUAACUAAGAGUGCGUAGUGAAGUAUAGAAGUGUGAAGAAGUACCAAGGAGGACAUAAGAAGCGGAACAGCCCAAAAGAAGAAGAAGAAGAAGCAGUGCCAGGACCCGUCAGCCAGAGGGGGUGCCAGUGCGGUAUUUGGGUGCCACGGUGACGGGAGGCUCGUCGGUGUCUCUCCGGUAGCUAAUAGCAAAUGUGGAGUACAGGAAGAGGAUGAUAGAGAGCGAGGAGAUGGAGAACGCAGGACGAGGAGGAGCAGGAGGGGAGAAGGAGCAGGGAAGGGAGGAAGAUGGAAGGGAUGAGCCAUCAGCGAACAACUACACAGGACCAUAUGCCACACCCAAUGGCCUUCCAACCCCUGACCCAUCACUCCUUAGGAAUGGUCCGGUGCAUGACUGGAAGAGUGAAAAGACAACUGAGAAGGACUUUUUUGAUGAUGGCACAAUGACCUAUUUUUGGCGGGCGCACACACUGACAACUUUGGUAUUCAUGAUUUGCUUCCUACUCUACGAGGCGUUAAGUCCUCCUGAUGAGGAUAUAAUCGACAAUACUAAGAGGGGUAUAGUAGCCAGUCUGUCUGCCUUCAUCCUGUUAGGAGUAACAGUCACUCCUGAUGGCCCAUUCAAGCGACCCCACCCAGCCAUCUGGCGGCUCACUUUUAUCAUCUCCAUUGUCUACGAACUUGGUCUUAUAUUUGUUCUUUACCAGGUGAGUGCCCUAAACACUAAGAGGGUACACAUGCCUGUGAUGGAAGGUCGUACAUUGUUACUACAGAUCUGCAACUGGAGUGCCUCGGGGGCACGACAGCUGCUCAAGCACAUUGACCCCAAGCUAGGCGAGCCCAUGGAGGAGAAGGACUACGGGGGGAACUGUCGCCUCUAUGAUCAUGAGAGACCCGAUGACCCCUUCCAUAAUAUUAAGGACAAGACGGACCUUUUUGUGCCGCUCCACUUCUUCGGCUGGUGGAUGAAGACGCUGCUGUUGCGUGACUGGUGGCUCUGUUGGGUGAUAUCUGUCAUGUUUGAGCUCCUCGAGUACACGUUGGAGCACCAGCUACCCAAUUUUUCUGAGUGCUGGUGGGAUCAUUGGAUAAUGGAUGCCCUAGUGUGUAAUGGCCUGGGUAUCUACUGUGGCCUUCAGUCUCUAAAGUAUUUCUCCAUGAAGACUUACCACUGGCGAGGACUCUGGAACAUUCCCUCAUACAGAGGCAAGCUGAGGCGCAUCCUAGGCCAGUUUGGUCCCUACGUGUGGGUGGACUAUGAUUGGAAGCCUCUGUCUUCUCUUGGUCGGUGGUUCUCCGUGCUAGGCCUUAUUGCUAUAUUCCUGCUUGCAGAGCUGAACACAUUUUACCUCAAGUUUGUGUUGUGGGUGGAGCCGGGUCACUGGGUUAACCUGGUACGUCUUAUUUUCAUCCUUCCCUGGGGAGCUGUGGCCCUCAGGGAGGUGUUCCAGUUUCUCGAUGACCCUGACUUCACAAAGUUUGGUCGGCAGUCUUGGCUCUUUCUGUCAAUUGUGUGCACAGAACUGCUCAUUGUGAUCAAGUUUGGCUGGGACACUGUAACCAUUCCAUUUCCAAGACAUGUCAUCUCAAUGUGGGUAGGAUUCGUGGUGUUGCUGGUAUUGUGGACAAUAUGGAACUUUUACAUUGACCCUCACACCUUCAAGGUGGACAGCAAGGACAUUGAGCGGCGACGGGAACACUGGAGCCAAGUGCGAGCCAUUGAGACAAAGCUCAGCCCUUCAGAGUCAAGAAUAUUUGACCCACAGUUGUUCUUUGAAAGGCUAAUUCAGAGGACUAAAAGAGAUUAAUAUUUUUAAAA
Messenger RNA from Eriocheir sinensis (Chinese mitten crab), 1867 nucleotides. RefSeq names its product phosphatidylserine synthase 2-like. Gene Ontology annotation, biological process: phosphatidylserine biosynthetic process. Bases 261 to 1856 code for a protein of 531 amino acids. The record is from RefSeq and is a predicted model, not a curated record. NCBI's taxonomy places the organism in Eukaryota, Metazoa, Arthropoda, Malacostraca, Decapoda, Varunidae. Gene Ontology annotation, molecular function: L-serine-phosphatidylethanolamine phosphatidyltransferase activity. The transcript is spliced from 12 exons.